This is a messenger RNA of Gasterosteus aculeatus aculeatus (three-spined stickleback), 5875 nucleotides long. It is a transcript of the gene agla, whose product is annotated as amylo-alpha-1, 6-glucosidase, 4-alpha-glucanotransferase a. NCBI's taxonomy places the organism in Eukaryota, Metazoa, Chordata, Actinopteri, Perciformes, Gasterosteidae. Gene Ontology annotation, molecular function: 4-alpha-glucanotransferase activity; amylo-alpha-1,6-glucosidase activity. Gene Ontology annotation, biological process: glycogen biosynthetic process; glycogen catabolic process. The record is from RefSeq and is a predicted model, not a curated record.
GUGUGGGUUUCUCUCAAAGGGUACAACAUGAUCCACUUCACGCCUCUGCAAACUCUGGGAGAGUCCAGGUCCUGUUACUCUCUGGCAGACCAGCUGAACUUUAACCCCGAGUUCAGUCCUGACAGUCAGAGCUACAGCUGGGAAGAUGUGGGGGCUCUGGUGAAGAAGUUAAAGAAAGAAUGGAACAUGCUGUGUAUUACAGAUGUGGUCUAUAAUCAUACUGCUGCUAACAGUGUGUGGAUCAAAGAACAUCCUGAGUGUGGGUACAACCUGGUGAACUCGCCUCACCUGAGACCAGCCUGGGUCUUGGAUAGAGCCAUCUGCCAUUUAACCACCAGAGUAGCAGAGGGACGCUACGAGGCUAAGGGACUUCCAGCUGAUAUUACCAAUGAGCGCCAUCUGAACGCCAUCCGUAGUGUGCUGUGGCAGGACGUGUAUCCUCAGAUCAAGCUGUGGGAGUUCUACCAGCUCAAAGUGGACAACACUGUUGAGCAGUUCAGGAUCCUCCUACUCAAUGGCUCCAAGCAGGACCGGAUUGGGACCGGGAGGAAGCAGGACCUGAGGAUCAUUCAGGACCCAAAUUACCAACGUUUUGGUAGCACAGUGGACCUGGACUCUGCUCUGGAGACCUUUGUACCACACAGCUCCUCCCCACACCACAUCGAGGAGUGCUGUGGUUGGCUGAGACAGAAAUUGAACGAGCUAAAUGAAGAACAGUACAACAUAAUGCGGCAGCAUCAGGAGCAGGCUGCCAACUGUAUUGUGGGAAACGUAGUGUACGAGCGUCUGGCAGAGCACGGCCCCAAGCUUGGUCCUGUGUGCGCGGAAAGUCCUCUAGUUACCAGGUACUUCACCUUCCCCUAUCGGGACAUGACUCUGGAGCAGGAGAUGCAGCUGCUGGACCAGCCAGACAAGACGUGUCAUUUCCUGGCUCACAACGGUUGGGUGAUGGGAGACGAUCCGCUGCGCAACUUUGCCGAACCAGGCUCCCAUGUGUAUGUGCGUCGGGAGCUGGUCUGCUGGGGGGACAGCGUCAAACUCCGCUACGGCAAUGGGCCUGAGGACUGCCCGUACCUGUGGGCCCACAUGCAGAAGUACACGGAAAUCACUGCCACGUAUUUCCAUGGAGUCCGAUUGGACAACUGCCACUCUACACCCCUGCACGUGGCCGAGUACAUGCUGGACGCGGCCCGAACGGCUCGUCCUAACCUGUAUGUCGUGGCUGAACUGUUCACCGGCAGUGAGGACCUGGAUAACGUCUUUGUGACCAAGCUAGGGAUCACUUCGCUCAUACGAGAGGCCAUGUCAGCUGGUGACAGCCACGAGGAGGGCCGGCUGGUCCAUCGUUACGGGGGCGAGCCGGUCGGAGCGUUUGUUCAGCCGAGUCUCCGCCCGCUAAUGCCUGCCAUCGCCCAUGCCAUGUUUCUGGAUGUAACCCAUGACAACGAGUGUCCCAUACAGCUGCGCUCAGCACUGGACUCCCUCCCCAGCGCUGCUAUGGUGUCUAUGGCCUGCUGUGCUACUGGCUCCACCCGAGGAUAUGAUGAGCUAGUGCCACAUCAGAUCUCUGUGGUAAAGGAGGAGCGUUUCUACCCCAAGUGGAACCCCUCGGCUCCGCCCACCUCCGCCGAUGAGGUCGGACUCCAGACGGGCAUCAUAGCUGGGAAAUUGGCCCUCAACAAGCUGCACCAGGAACUGGCAUUGCAGGGAUUCCUACAGGUGUUUGUGGACCAGGUUGAUGCGGAUAUCGUCGCAGUGACUCGACACUGUCCCAGCACCCACCAGUCGGUGGUGGUGGUGUGCAGGACCGCCUUCCAGGACCCCAAAACCCACCAGUAUGACACCAAUGUCCCACCCAUGUUCAUACCUGGGAAGAUUGAGGAAGUGGUUCUGGAGGCCCGGACUGUUGAAAGGCUGGCAGGGAGCUAUAAGAAGGAUGAACACUACAUCAACGGCAUGCCAGAAUACACCGUGGACAUAAAGGAGCAUAUAUCGUUACAGGAGAGUACAAUGGUGAAAAAAGCAGGUGAGACAUCUAAAGGUCCAUCCGAGUAUGUGCAGGAGAUCACCUUUCAAAAGUUGACACCUGGCAGCGUCAUCGCAUUCAGGGUUAGUUUGGACCCCAAGGCCCAGAAAUUGGCGGGGAGGCUGAGGUAUUAUCUGACCCAGUUCAGCCCGAAGUACAGGAAAGGCAGUGUAGCAGAGGACAACCCCCCAGCAGCACUGCGGAAGCCCCUGGCACAGCUGAUGUCCAAGUUGACGUUAGCAGACUUGAACAUCCUGCUGUUCCGCUGUGACGCCGAAGAACAGGAGGAUGGUGGAGGCUGUUACAGCAUCCCAGGAUGGGAGAGCCUCAAAUAUGCUGGACUACAAGGUCUGAUGUCCGUGCUGGCCGAUGUCCGUCCCAACAAUGACCUGGGCCAUCCCGUGUGUGACAACCUGAGGCAGGGGGACUGGCUGAUCGACUUUGUCUCCAGCAGACUGGUGCACAGAGAGGGACCUCUGGCCCAGGUGGGUCAGUGGUUGGCUGCUAUGUUUACCUACUUGAAACACAUCCCACGCUACCUGAUUCCCUGUUACUUUGAUGCCAUCCUGGUGUCAACCUACACUACAGCCCUGGACGCAGCGCACAAACUCAUGUCCAGUUUCAUCCAGAAUGGCUCCAGCUUUGUGCGUUACCUGGCGCUGGGCUCAGUUCAAAUGUGUGGUGUUGGCCGGCUGCCUGCCCUGCCUCCUCUUUCCGCUCGGAUCGAGGACAUUCCCUAUCGCAUCAGUCCAAUCACUGGCCAGAAGGAGCAGUGCUGCGUCUCAUUGGCUGCAGGUCUUCCUCACUUCUCUUCUGGGAUUUUCCGUUGCUGGGGCAGAGACACCUUCAUCGCUCUCAGAGGACUGCUGCUGCUCACUGGGAGACACACAGAGGCUCGUAACAUCCUCCUGGCUUUUGCGGGAACGUUGCGUCACGGUUUGAUCCCCAACCUGCUGGGUGAGGGUCGCUGUGCGAGAUACAACUGCCGUGAUGCUGUGUGGUGGUGGCUGCAGUGCAUCCAGGACUACGCUACCCACGUUCCUCAAGGGCAUGAAAUCCUUCGCUGUCCUGUCACACGCAUGUACCCGACUGAUGACUGUGAACCCAAGACCCCUGGAGAGGUGGAGCAGCCGCUGUAUGAUGUAAUCCAGGAGGCUCUGCAGCGCCACCUAGAGGGAAUUUCCUACAGAGAGAGAAAUGCUGGACCCCAAAUAGACCAGCACAUGAGAGAUGAAGGGUUCCACGUGGUUGCUAAGGUGGAUCCAGCCACUGGUUUCGUGGCUGGAGGAAACCGCUUUAACUGUGGCACGUGGAUGGACAAAAUGGGAGAAAGUGACAGAGCGAAGAACAAAGGCAUGCCUGCUACUCCAAGAGAUGGAGCAGCAGUGGAGAUCGUUGGUCUCAGUAAGUCAGCUGUUCGUUGGGUGCUGGAGCUACACGCCAAAGGACUGUUCCCUUACGAUGGGGCGACAGUCAAGAGAGAGGCUACACAGGUCUUCAUCUCGUACCUCCAGUGGAACCAGCAGCUCCAGCAGUCCUUUGAGGCAGGUUACUGGGUGUCUGGAGACCCUCAGGAUCCCAAUGAAAAGCACCCUGAUCUGGUGCAUAAAAAAGGCAUCUAUAAGGACAGCUACGGCGCCUCCAGCCCCUGGUGUGACUACCAGCUGAGACCCAACUUCACUAUUGCCAUGGUGGUGUCCCCAGAGCUGUUUACGGUGAAGAGAGCCUGGGAGGCUCUUGAGGUGGCUGAGAAGAAACUACUGGGACCACUGGGAAUGAAGACACUUGACCCUGAUGACAUGGUGUACUGCGGUGUCUAUGACAACGCUCUGGACAACGACAACUACAACCUGGCAAAAGGCUUCAACUAUCACCAAGGACCAGAGUGGCUGUGGCCGGUCGGCUACUUCCUGCGUGCUAAACUGUACUUUGCCAAGAAGCUGGGAGAAGAGACCUACGCUGAAACGGUCACCAUGGUGAAAAACGUUCUGUCGCGGCAUUACACCCACAUGGAGAGGUCUCCAUGGAAGGGCCUCCCGGAGCUCACCAAUGAGAAUGGCCAGUUCUGCCCAUUCAGCUGUGAGACCCAGGCCUGGUCCCUGGCCACUGUGCUGGAGGUCCUCUAUGACCUCUAAAUCACUUCCUGCUUCGCUGAAGAGAAGGUCACCUCGAACCCACUGCUGGCUUCUUAGUAGAAACAAACCGAACCACAUGACCUGUUGUGAAGUUCAAUGCUUUUGAUUGAUCGUGAUUCCAAGGUUUCAAACCACCUUAUUUACAGUAAACAGAAGUUUUCCUUCCCUUUCUUUCCUCCUUUCCUGCUCCCAGGCCGUUCAUUUGAACAUUGCCCGGCCUGCCUUUGAGUAUCCUCUGAGGUCGGCCGUCCCAGUCACCUCUGACCUCAUGCACUGUAAUGACAGCACUGCAGUCACGUCCUCACAGAGACAACAUGGGAAUGUCUGCAAGUUUAAGGUGCUAAAUUCCAAAUUCAGGUGCGCUAAAGUUAUGUGGAGAUGUGGAGGACUAAUGUCUACCUGAGCACAGGAAGACGUGUGCGUUGGAACACGAGGUUCCCUCAGCCCUGAUUAUGCGGUGAAUUCGGAAUCCAGCACCCGUAAUUAUUUAAUUUGCCCUUUAACUGCCUUGUCGGUGGCCUAUUUGAGCUCACACAGAAACCUCUUUCACAGAUAAAUGGUGCAUACUUCCAUUAUAAGCCAUCAUUUAGAAGCAGGAGCAGGUCCUGAGCUGAUGUGGUGAACGUCUUCUUCCACGUCAACAAUCCACACACCCUUCAGGUAGAGAACAAAGCAUUUGUCUGAGAACGUGUAUCUUUGGACAACAGGACCGUUUGUUCCCAGUCAAAUGAGCUGGACGUUCAUAGACUUUGUACUGUGUUACUGAGUAAUUACAAAUGCACAGAACGGUCAGAACAAUCAAUCCGUCCGUCGCUGAAGUGCGAAUUGUUUUUAAACCUUUCAGAAUAAUGUCGUAUGAAAAUAGUAAUUAACUAAAUGAAACUGACCCCAGUCACCACAAAUUGAUUUAUUGUACAAAUGUAUCCUACCUAACUGAUAACUAGCUUCUUUUAACCAGAACCCAUCCAGGUCAUUUUGGUUUGCUCAACCUUGAAAGAAGUUUAUUUUAACAAAGGCAACAAUGGAAACGGACGUAGAUGGUCGUCGUCAGAGUGCAGAGCCACUGACCGGGCUGUUGAAUUUGAUACGUUGUGUUUUUGUCUGUCAUUACACACUUUGACCCUGAGCUACAACUACGAGGCACGAGCUGCAGCACCACUGUCUAAAUGCGCUGCUCAGGGAGAAGAGCAGAGUCUUUAUACACACAGCUGUCUGGCACACGGUCCACGUCUUCCCUACAAGCCUUACCAUGCUGUUCAACAAUAUACAAUUCAAGUGUGUAUUAAUGUUACAACAGCGACUUUUGAGUUGUUUUUGUGUUUCCAUUUAACCGUGCUGUAGCUGACACGGCAUUUCUCUCACAAAGUAGAACUAUAGUGAGUAGAAACACAAUAGGAGAUACACAACGUGAGGGUUAAGUCGUGCUAAGAGAGGUCACUGUGUGUACUUUUUCACUUGUGUCUUGGACCCCCCCCCCCCCCCGCUGGGGGGGAUUGAUCAACUUAAAUCCUAAUCAAAUUACCAUUUUCCCAUAAUGAAAUAAUUGAAGUAGUAGAAGAGGACAACGCACGGUGAAGUAAAACCGUAUGUGUUAAAGGAUCUAAUGGAUAAAUAAAGGACUAACCCUCCCACUGUGAGAUGCAUGUGUACCUGCCGUGUCAUCAGUGUGUCUAAUGUUGUUUGUGUAUUGUGCUGAAUAAACUGUUACAUCACA